UCAUUGCAUUGCUUGUGGAACUCUGAUCGAAGGUCCGGAAGCGAAGCAGAAGAGUCUGAGCUCGAAUGGUCGAGUCAGUCAGAGAGUCAGUCCGAGUGAAUGAGUGAGACUCAGAGGCCGUGAGAGGAGGAGGAUUGAUGAGUUGGGAAGUGGAGGUUGCUUUCCGACGAGGAAGGACCCGAUAGAGAGAGAAAAGAGGCGAAGAGGCCGAGCAGAUCCGAGCCCAGGCGCGAAGGAAAUCCCGUGCGACGAAGAGCGGAGAAUGUUUAUCGGGUUAGGUAGUCCAGCGGCCACAACGCGGAGAAUGCAAUUGGGAGAGGAAGGCGGUGCAGUCGUUGCAUGCUCUGCGUCUGCGCCUGCAGCACCCCACACACAAACCAAUCUUAAGGAGAAAACAGGGAAGAGUUUCUUGGAUUGUUUCCGCGAACAUUUGCUGGGUAGUGAUGAGUUUGAAGGAUCGACAAUGGACCCUUGUGCAAAGUCGAGCAUGAAACCCGUCCUCCCUCCCACUUCGUCUCCUCCACGCUCAAUUGACCACCGCAUCGAUGCGUUCCAGGGCUUCCAGAGCUUCCCUGAACAGCAGGCCUCCAUUUCCCUGUCCGACAGCUUCACAUUCUUCUCUAGCUCUGAAUCUGCGCCCGCUCCCGCUCCCGCCCUCGCCCAAGGCCCUUUCGCUGCUCCGCCCCGGGGUGGCGUCAACGAGGCGAAUGUGGCAGCUGCUGCCGCAGGCCCGGCAAAGAAGAUAGAAGACGCCUCCAGUCCCACGACGUCCAAUUCGUCGGGAUCCAAGCUGUUGAUGAUAACCCGAAAGCUUAAAUAUGGGCUGGGCGAGAAACUGGCCGAAAGCAUUAGGGAAACGGUGGGGGAAGUGGUCAAGAACGAAGUGAAGAAGGACAGCGCGAACAUCGGAGUGGUGGAUCAAUUUUGCAAAGGCUUCCCUGCAGCAGCAGCAUCAGCAGCAGCAGCCUCGGACGCCUCGUCGUCGCCGCCGAGGCCCUUCGGCGAGGACUUUCUGAACUCUGAGCCCUGCCAAUCGGAAUCCACAACCGUGACAUCCCUCUCGGACACUUCAUCGGGGGCGUCCUCUAUCUCGCCCACACAAAGAAAUCGGCGGGCGCUGCCGAAUCUCUCGCUGCCCCGGCCCUGCGCGGUGACCGAGGAAUUUCUGCGCGACUCUGAGACCCGGUUGCAACAGGGCGGUGCAGCAGCCUCAUGGCAGCGAUCCCCGCGCUUGAGCCCUUACGGAUCGAAGCGCAUUGUCAGCACUCCUCCCAGUCUCAGUGCGCAUUUGACCCACCACAAUGAACCGCUUCCUCUCAACGAGAAUGACUCCGAAGACAUGAUUCUGUACGGCGUUCUCAAAGAGGCUGCCAACACGGGCUGGGCUCCCACCACUCCUCGCCCUGCCGCAGUCGUCGCUCCUGCUCCUCUUGCACAGCUGCAGCUGCAGCAGCAGGGACAUCCCAUCGUCAAAAGAGAGCCUGCAGAUGUUGCGCCGUUGAAAAGAAGUCUUCCCAAAGUUGCUCCGACGAUGAGCAUCGCACAAAAGAUGAAGCAGCAGCAGCAGCAACACCAGCAACACCACCAACAACAACAACAACAGCGGAAGGAUGUCGUUCCCGCAGCGAAGCCUCAGCACCAUCAUUACAGGGGCGUGAGGCAAAGGCCUUGGGGAAAAUUCGCAGCAGAAAUUAGAGAUUCGGCAAGGCAAGGUGCUCGCAUUUGGCUGGGCACUUUCGACACCGCCGAAGAGGCAGCCACGGCGUACGAUCACGCAGCUUUGUCGAUGCGAGGCUCCCGUGCGCUUCUAAAUUUUCCUGCCAAGUUGGCCGUACCUUCUUCCUCGCGAGCUUCGUCCUCUGCCAGUAAUGCGAUCGCGGAGAAAGUGAGCGCUGCCAGGCGGCAACAUAGCGACAAAGCUGCUGCAGCCUCACUUCUUAGAGCGAGUCAAAAUAAUAUGAACACCGGCAAGGUCGAUGCUUCGUCUGUCAACCAGCAGCAAAAGAGACCGCGGGAUGACACAGCACCGGAUUCCAAACCUCAAUCCAAGCAGGCACGCAUUGCUGUGUCUCAGCCCUGGCAUGUAGGACCACAGGCGCAACAGCAGCAGCAGCAACAACAGGGCUCUUCGGUCAUGGAGGUGGAAGACCUUGGCGUGGAUUUUCUGGAGGAACUUCUGUCCAGGAGUUCAGGCCCUGAUCUCACCACAGCCCCACCUGCCAUACCAGGAUUCGCGGGUUUCGGAGUCUCAGAUUACUUCCCCGAGUUCUUUUAAGUGGAGAGUUGCUUGUAGGCUGCAGCAAACAUCUGCGCCGAGCCUUUUUGUCAGUGUAGACAUCCCCAUCCAUUCUUUCGUUGCUCUUCGCAGCUCUGAACUUAUUCCUAGCGUCGGCUACUCGGGAAAUCUCGCGCCUUAUUCCUUGAGUUCGAAUCCCGAUUGUAAUUUAGUAGGCGAUCGGUGACAGAUUGUACUCUUAUUAGACAACUGUAGACACCAUAUAGCCCGGAGCUUUCCACCUUUCUAGGGAAAGAGAGACACCGCGCAGGCCAGAAAUUGUAAAGAAGAAUCAGAUUUUACGGUUGCCUGAUUCAAAUUUUCAUCCAUAACAGGAACCCAUCUGUAGUAUAUGAUCACGUAGUUUGUCCGAUCUUAAAAUGUUCACUCAUGGUGGCACCAGCGCGAAGCUGACAUCUCCAGAGUUCUGGUCACAAGUCUCAACCAGGGAUGCGUUUGUGCAUCCUAGGAAGACUGAGUUAGAAGGAUAAUUGUACCAAAUGAUAAUGGACGCAACUUUAUACCGAUAUACCCUUUCAAUCUC
Marchantia polymorpha subsp. ruderalis is the source of this 2819-nucleotide messenger RNA. Lineage: Eukaryota; Viridiplantae; Streptophyta; Marchantiopsida; Marchantiales; Marchantiaceae. The record is from the annotation of a GenBank genome assembly.